This is a messenger RNA of Callithrix jacchus (white-tufted-ear marmoset), 7058 nucleotides long. The record is from RefSeq and is a predicted model, not a curated record. Lineage: Eukaryota; Metazoa; Chordata; Mammalia; Primates; Cebidae.
GUCGCCGCCGCCCCCACCGGUGCGGGCGCUGCGGCUGCGGCGGGGGCGCGGGGCGCGGGGGCCGGCGCGCUCCGCACCUGCGGCGGCCGCUGGGUGAUGCCGCGGCGCGGGCCGGGGCCGCGGGCGUCCUGAGCGCAGCGCCCGCCCGCCCGGGAUGCCCGCCGGCCGCUGGCCCGGCCAUGUCGUCGUCCUUCUUCAACCCCAGCUUCGCCUUCAGCUCGCACUUCGAUCCCGCUCACAGGAUUCUUCUGGGAUGGGCCUUUCUCAUGGGCCACCUGACCCCUCUGCAACCCAAGGUGAGGCUGAUGGGAGGCCCACUCAGCUACUCCCUCGUGGGAGCCUGAUGCAGAGCGCCCCCUGUGGCACCCCGGCCUGCGUUCCUGUCCCUGGCGGCGUGUCCGUGAAGGAGAGACCACUGUCCCCUCUGCAGGUCACGACGGCGCCCCGCUCAGCGAGCUGUCCUGGCCGUCCUCCCUUGCCGUGGUGGCCGUGUCUUUCUCCGGGCUCUUUGCUGUCAUCGUCCUCAUGCUGGCCUGCCUGUGCUGUAAGAAGGGCAGCAUUGGGUUCAAGCCACACCCUUCCUUGGCCUGCGGGAAGCCCUGCUCACGCUGCCUGGCCCGGCCUGCAGGAGUUUGAGAAUGCGGAGGGGGACGAGUAUUCGGCCGACCUGGCACAGGGCUCCCCGGCCACCACGGCACAGAAUGGGCCCGAUGUGUAUGUCCUGCCGCUCACAGAGGUGUCCCUGCCCAUGGCCAAGCAGCCGGGGCGCUCAGUGCAGCUCCUCAAGUCCACGGACCUGGGCCGGCACAGCCUCCUGUACCUGAAGGAAAUUGGCCACGGUUGGUUUGGGAAGGUGUUCCUAGGGGAGGUGAACUCGGGCGUUGGCAGCACCCAGGUGGUGGUAAAAGAGCUGCAGGCCAGCGCCAGUGUGCAGGAGCAGAUGCAGUUCCUGGAGGAGGUGCAGCCCUACAGUCAGGGGCCGCCUGUCCACUCCUGCAGGGCCCUGAAGCACAGCAACCUGCUCCAGUGCCUGGCCCAGUGUGCCGAGGUGACGCCCUACCUGCUGGUGAUGGAGUUCUGCCCGCUGGGGGACCUCAAGGGCUACUUGAGGAGCUGCCGGGUGGCGGAGUCCAUGGCGCCUGACCCUCUGACCCUGCAGCGCAUGGCCUGUGAGGUGGCCUGUGGCAUCCUGCACCUGCAUCGCAACAACUAUGUGCACAGCGACCUGGCCCUGCGGAACUGCCUGCUCAUGGCGGACCUGACCGUGAAGAUAGGCGACUACGGCCUGGCUCACUGCAAGUACAGAGAGGACUACUUUGUGACCGCCGACCAGCUGUGGGUGCCUCUGCGCUGGAUCGCACCCGAGCUGGUGGACGAGGUACACAGCAACCUGCUUGUCGUGGACCAGACCAAGAGUGGCAAUGUGUGGUCCCUGGGCGUGACGAUCUGGGAGCUCUUUGAGCUGGGCGAGCAGCCCUACCCACAGCACUCGGACCAGCAGGUGCUGGCAUACACAGUCCGGGAGCAGCAGCUCAAACUGCCCAAGCCCCAGCUGCAGCUGACCCUGUCGGACCGCUGGUACGAGGUGAUGCAGUUCUGCUGGCUGCAGCCAGAGCAGCGGCCCACGGCCGAGGAGGUGCACCUGCUGCUGUCCUACCUGUGUGCCAAGGGCGCCACUGAGGCGGAGGAAGAGUUCGAGCGGCGCUGGCGAGCUCUGCGGCCCCGCGGGGGCGGUGUGGGGCCUGGGCCCGGUGCAGCAGGGCUCACACUGGCGGGGGCAGUGGAGCUCGCCACCGCCUCGUCCUUCCCACUGCUAGAGCAGUUUGCGGGUGACGGCUUCCACGCAGACGGCGACGACGUGCUGACGGUGACUGAGACCAGCCGAGGCCUCAAUUUCGAGUACAAGUGGGAGGUGGGCCGCGGUGCCGAGGCCUUCCCCACCAUGCCGAGCCCGGGCCACGCCGCGCGCCUGCAGGAGCUGUGCGCCCCCGACCCUGACAGCGCGCCCCCAGGCGUGGUGCCAGUGCUCAGCGCGCACAGCCCCUCGCUGGGCAGCGAGUACUUCAUCCGCCUGGAGGAGGCCGCGCCGGCUGCUAGCCACGACCCUGACUGUGCGGGCUGCGCCCCCAGCGCCCGUACCCCCGUGGACCAGGAUGACUCUGACGGCAGCGCAGCGGCCUCGCUGGCCACGGAGCCGCUGCUAGGCCAUGGGCCGCCCGCCGACAUCCCCUGGGGCCGUGGUGACCACUACCCUCGCAGAAGCCUGGCGCAGGACCCUCCCUGCCCCUCAGGCUCACCCUCACCCUCGGCGGGGCCCCGGAGGCUGGCAGAGGGUGGAGCCAAGGAUGCAGACUGGGGUGUGGCCACCUUCUGCCCGCCCUUCUUUGAGGACCCACUGGGCACGUCCCCCUUGGGAUGCUCGGCGGCGCCACCGCCACCGCUGCCGCUGCCUGGUGAGGAGGAGCUGGAGGAGGUGGGAGCACACACUGCCACCCAGCGUGGACACUGGCGUUCCAACGUGUCCGCCAACAACAACAGCGGCAGCCGCUGUCCAGAGUCCUGGGACCUGGGCUCCACUGGCUGCUACACUGACGGCUGCCCCAGCCCAAAGCAGAUGCCAAGGGCCUCCCCCGAACCGGCGGACCCUGGGGAGCCUCUGCGUGGGCUGCAGGCAGCCUCCUCUGCCCAGGAGCCAGGCUACUGCCCCAGCCUCCCCCAUCUAUGCCCUCAGGGCCUGGCACCUGCUUCCUGUUUGGCCACAACCUCCUGGACAGAAGCAGCCGGUAGUGGGGGUGACCAACCCCAGGCAGAGCCCAAGCUUGCCACUGACGCUGAGGGCACUGCUGGACCCCACCUGCCCCUUCCCUCUGUUCCUUCCCCAUCCAAGGAGGGAGCCCCCCUUCCCUCGGAGGAGGCCAGUGCCCCUGAUGCCCUGCCUGACUCUCCCAGGCCUGCUGCUGGUGGCGAGGUGUCCGUCACCGAGCCGGCUUCUGCCCUGAAUGGCAGCAACAACUCCCCUGAGGCAGAGGUGCCCAGCAGGGAGGAUGAGGACACGGUUGACGCCACCUCGGGCGUCUUCACCAACACAUCCAGCGAUGGCCCACAGGCCGAGAGGCCGGAUGCAGUGCCAGCCUUCCGUUCUUUGCAGAAGCAGGUGGGGACCCCUGACUCCCUGGACUCUCUGGACAUCCCGUCCUCAGCCAGUGACGGUGGCUAUGAGGUCUUCAGCCCAUCAGCCACCGGCCCCCCUGGAGGGCAGCCCCGAGCGCUGGACAGUGGGUAUGACACGGAGAACUACGAGUCCCCCGAGUUUGUGUUCAAGGAGGCGCAGGAUCCUUGUGAGCCCCAGGCCUUUGGGGAGCUGGCCUCGGAGAGCGAGGGCCCUGGGCCCGAGACGCGGCUCUCUGCCUCCCUCAGUGGCCUCAGCGAGAAGAACCCCUACCGAGACUCGGCGUACUUCUCAGACCUAGAGGCCGAGGCCGAGGCCACCUCCAGCCCAGAGGAUAAGUGCAGUGGGGACCAAGCUCCCGAGCCAGACCUGGGCCUGCCAAGUGCUGGGCAGCCGUCUAUGCAGGCCUCCCUUGGGCUUGGGGUUCCCAGGGAGGCACAGGGCUCUGGCCCCGGGGAGGCACUGCCCUCACCACUGCGGCUGGAAGGGUCCUUCCCAGAGCCCAGCACCUGCACCUCCGGCCUGGGCCCAGAGCCUCUGGAGCCCCAAGACCCAGCUGACGUACCGCCUGGGGCCAGCCCCAGCGGCUCCCAGUUUUUCCUGCUGACCCCAGUUCUACUGAGCUCCGAAGGCGACAGCUCUCAGCUCCAGGGGGCCCCAGGACUGUUGUCAGGGCCAGCCCCGCAGAAGCGGAUGGGGGGCCCAAGCACCCCCAGAGCCCCCCUCCGCCUGGCUCUGCCCACCCUCCCUGUGGCCUUGGAGGGCCGGCCGGAGGAGGAAGAGGAGGACAGUGAGGACAGCGACGAGUCUGAUGAGGAGCUCCGCUGCUACAGCGUCCAGGAGCCCAGUGAGGACAGUGAGGAGGAGGCACCUGCGGUGCCCGUCGUGGUGGCCGAGAGCCAGAGCGCGCGCAACCUGCGCAGCCUGCUCAAGAUGCCCAGCCUGCUGUCCGAGGAUUUCUGCGAGGACCUGGAUCGCAAGAAGAAGGCCGUGUCCUUCUUCGACGACGUCACCGUCUACCUCUUCGACCAGGAAAGCCCCACCCGGGAGCUCGGGGAGCCCUUCCCAGGCGCUAAGGAGUCGUCCCCUACAUUCCUUAUGGGCAGCCUCGGCUCUCCCAGUGCCACUGGCCCGCAGCAACAGGCUGAUGACAGCUCCCCCCAGGGCUCCGCGGCUGGAGAGGGUGGUGGGUUCACGUGGGACGACGACUUCCCGCUGAUGUCAGCCAAGGCAGCCUUUGCCACGACCCUGGACCCGGCCGCGCCCUCCCCGGCCACGCUCGCGCCCUUCUCGCGCUUCACGGUGUCGCCAGCGCCUGCGUCCCGCUUCUCCAUAACGCACGUGUCCGACUCAGAUGCCGAGUCCGUGAAAGCAGGACCCUGGGUGCCUGUACCUGGCUCUCCUGCCUGACCCUACCCCCCAGAUCUGCUGCAGCCCCUUCCACCAGAAUCUUCCCAGCCAGAAGCCCCAGCAGACCCAAACCAUCCCCGACCCAGCAGGUGGGAUCCUGUUGGAGGCCUGAGCCACCGCUCCUGGCCACACCCCUCCACUGUCUGCUUCAGCCCCAGGAUGGGUCAUCUCUAUCAGGUGUCCCUACGGGGGUAGCCCCCGCCCCACAUGCCUGAUGCCUGACAUUCUCACCCCCUCGGAGAAGCCCCGGCCAUCUUCCACCCCUCCCAGCCCACCUUUCCCUAGCUAUCCUGCCCUGUGGCUGCAGCCUUAGGGGACAGGUGGAACUAUCAGCCUCACCCCUGGUGCGGGGUGGCCGAACAAGCAGGCAGGUCAUCAGGAGGCCAUUGCAUGAUCUUGACCAUCCCCUUCCUGUUCGGGCCUCAGUAAAAGAGAACUUGGAGGCAUCUGCUGAGCGUUGUUGGCCUGGGUACAACGAUGCAGGAGUAGGAGAAAUGGGUCCACCUCCCACCUAGGCGCAGCCAGAUCUGCUGCAGGGAAGGGGGCCUGGCCGGCCUGUAUGUGGGCCAGGGCUGGAGGCCAGGUGGGAGCCAUGGGGUCUCAGGACGCUGUUGUCCUCCUUGCCAGGCCCUGCAACAGGUGCCGUGGGCGAGAGUAAAGAGGCUUGAGACGUGGGAAGCUCCCGCCCCUCGAGGCUGGCAUCACCGGAGCCCCUGCCAGGCAGCAGCAAAGAUGGUGACCAGGAAGGUGUGGACCAUGUCCUGGUGGCAGCACAUUCGGGUGCCUCUGCCCCAUGCGUUGUCCUGGAGAAGCUGGUGAGCUGAGAGGCCCUGGGCCCUCGACAGAUUGACCAUGCUUCACCCUGAGGACAGAAUUCGCCGGCAUUUGGGUUUGCUGCUAGCCCCUGGGGGUGCCUGGAGCCACAGUGGGUGUCUAUACACAUUCUCUCAAGAGGGGCCAGUGCCCCUGGGUGGCCCCCACCCUGUCUGCUGAUGCAGCCACCUGGCCUUGGGUGGCUCCUCCAGUGUGCUCACAGGAUGAGGCAUGGGCAGGCUUGAGCCUCUUCUCCCCCACAAGCCUCUACUCUUGCCUGGUUCCUGGUGGCUCAGGGCAAGGAGUGGCCCUGGAUGGACCCCUGUAUCAGUCCUGUUUCCGCUGCCCAUAUCUCAAAAUUCAUGGCUGUCUUCCCUUCACUGACUCAGCUAGGCCUAUGAGCCACCCUAUCCCCAAGGAAUGGGCUGCUCCUGCCUGGGCCCUGCUGUGGUCACGGGGCGGGGGGGGGGGGGCAGCAAAAAGAUCAGGGGUGCAGGGGCCUUCGGGCUGCACUCCUGCCUUGCAGGCCCCGUUCUAGAGGUGCCAUUGGCAGGAUGGUGCGAGCAGCUCUCCUCUGCAGGGCACUGCCCGGUCUUGUGCCCCAGCUGCCAAAGGAGAGUGGGGCCGUACCUGUGGGGACUCCUGCCUGCAGGGAGAGGGCUGGUGGGGAGGGCUGUGAGCUGGGUUGAGCAGAACAGGGAGUAUUUUUGUAACUGCUGUGGUUGGAGCGAGUGGAAAUGGGGUGAUUUAAAGUUACUGUUGCCAAAGAGAUGUCAGGUUUUUGCUGCUUUGCAGGGGACUUGUUUUCAUGUUUUGUUUGAGGCUUAGGAUGUUGGUGCAAUGUUCUCUUGUUCCUUUUUUGUUUUUUAAGAGAAAUGAAGCUAAGAAAAAAAAAGCCUUUGUGUGUUUUCUUCUGAGGUCUGCAGAUAAAGUCCUGAACAGGUGGGGCUGUGCUGUGGCUGGGGUAGGAACCCGCCCCUCCCCCCACCAUCCUGGGCAGCCCUGCUGGAGGGGACGGUGUUCUGGCACUACCAUGCCCAGGCACCGGGGAUGCAGACCCUGCGGGUCUCCCUUGCUGCCUACAAAACUGGCCUGGUAGGGACAGGCGAAGAGAGGGGAGCCACAAGCCUCUCGGGAUGGCUUCCUCCCUGCCCUUCGAUGCCUGUCCCUGGGCCCAGAGUGGAAGUCGGACCCCGAAGCUUCCUGUCCGAGGGAUGAGUGGCUGCAGGCGGGCUGGGGGCUCCAGAGCCCCUUUUCAGAGGGUCUGUGAGGAGCAAGCUCUGCUUGGGACUGAUCCCCAGGUAAGAGUUACUGUUACCAGCGCAGCUCACCACACUGUAUUUCACCUGACAGUGUUGAAGAGCACAGACCUGAUAAUGAAAUUUUAAAAUCCCCAAUUCCAACAGAGCUCCCCAGUGCCUGCAGGAGUCCUGGGGCAGAGCUCGGGAGUGAGCAAGCUCCCACCUGCCAGCAAGCACCUGACAGACACCCCACCUUUGGCCACAGGAGAGCACUGGAAGGCCCUGGCCAGCCAGGCUCUGGAUGGGAGGUCAGGCAGGGAGGAGACUGGGGCCUGCCCAGAGGCAGAAGGGGCCCGGGGAGGCCCCCUAAUGCUGCCGUUGGGAGUGAGAGACCCAGGAGCGCCCCACCGAGGGGCAUGGGGAGG